AGAUGGCAGCACGGUCUCGCCAAUUAGCUCAUGAGAAAAAAAAAAAGGCAAUAGCAAUAUUCCCAACUCCAUAUCGCUGAAGGAUGUGGACUGUCCCUUCCUGUUUCAGUGCCGAGAGAGCCACCGUACCGACUCACACCGGAGCAGGAACACCACCACAGGCGCCUGGAACGCGAUUAUGUCUGCGCGUUUGCCGCGGAGCCUCGUUUCCCACCGCGGUCCACGCAGGUUUCUGGUUUAGUGGGAGCUGUUAAUAUGUUAUUCCACGGCUGACUGGUAACACAGCGGGCCUGUUUACUGCGCUGCCAGCCCUUGUUUCCUUUGCCGUGUCAAUGAUUGUCCUCCCCUCACUCUCAUGGCGGAGACUAAAAUCAUAUACCAUAUAGACGAGGAGGAGACUCCUUAUCUGGUCAAACUGUGCGUCUCUCCAGAGAAAGUCACCUUAGCGGAUUUUAAAAAUGUCCUCAACAAUCGGCCCGUCAACAGCUACAAAUUCUUCUUCAAAUCCAUGGACCAGGAUUUUGGGGUGGUCAAAGAAGAGAUUUCCGAUGAUAAUGCCAAGCUGCCCUGCUUCAACGGGAGAGUAGUGUCCUGGCUGGUCCUGGCAGAGAGUGCCCACUCUGAUGGAGGAUCUCAGUGCACAGAGAGUCAUCCAGAACUGCCUCCUCCUCUUGAGAGAACAGGAGGCAUCGGAGACUCGCGGCCCCCGUCCUUCCACGCCAACGCGGUUAGCAGUCGAGAUGGCCUGGACACCGAGACGGGCACGGAGUCGCUCCUGAGCCACCGCAGAGAGCGCGAGAGAGAGCGAGCGCGGAGGAGAGCCCGAGAAACUGAGCUCCCUCGCAUCAACGGUCACUCUAAAUCAGAGCGAACCGCAAGGGAUUCGGCCAUGGGUUACGACAGCGCCUCAGUAAUGAGCAGCGAGCUGGAGUCCAGCUCCUUUGUCGACAGUGAGGAAGAUGAGGAUGCAAGCAGGCUCAGCAGCUCCACAGAACAGAGCUCCUCUUCGCACCUGAUGCGCAGACACAAGCGGAGGAGACGGCGGCACAAGGUGGCCAAGAUAGACCGGUCGUCAUCUUUCAGCAGUAUCACAGACUCCACGAUGAGCCUCAACAUCAUCACAGUCACACUGAACAUGGAGAAGUACAACUUCCUGGGCAUCAGUAUUGUCGGUCAGAGUAACGACCGGGGUGAUGGAGGCAUCUACAUCGGCUCCAUCAUGAAGGGAGGAGCUGUGGCUGCUGACGGCAGAAUAGAACCCGGAGACAUGCUCCUCCAGGUGAAUGACGUCAACUUUGAAAACAUGAGCAAUGACGACGCAGUGAGGAUUCUACGAGAGAUUGUUUCCAAAACUGGUCCUAUUAGUCUUACUGUUGCCAAAUGUUGGGACCCGUCUCCACGGAGCUACUUCACCAUCCCUCGCGCUGAACCAGUGAGACCGAUUGACCCUGCGGCCUGGAUUUCACACACCACCGCCCUGACGGGACCUUAUCCACACUACGAGUUUGAUGACUUGCCUCUGUCUAUAAGUAAAACAGACAUGGCAACCAUUGUCAAGGUGAUGCAGUUGCCCGAUUCUGGCCUAGAGAUCCGAGACAGGAUGUGGUUGAAGAUCACGAUCGCCAACGCUGUCAUCGGUGCUGACGUGGUGGACUGGCUUUACUCCAGAGUAGAAGGAUUCAAGGACCGGAGGGAUGCGAGGAAGUACGCGAGCAGUCUGCUGAAACACGGCUACCUGAGACACACCGUUAACAAGAUCACCUUCUCCGAACAGUGCUACUAUACCUUUGGGGACCUCUGCCAAAACAUGGCAUCGCUCAAUUUAAACGAGGGAUCCAGUGGCGGAGUUUCUGAGCAGGACACUUUGGCACCGCUGCCUCCCACCAGCAACCCAUGGCCCCUGGGCGGGCAGCCAUUCCCCUACCCUCCUUUUCCCUCUGCACCCCCAAGCUUCCCGCCAGGAUACUCAGACCCAUGCCACAGUUUCCACAGUGGGAGCGCAGGAAGCCAGCACAGCGAGGGAAGCCGAAGCAGUGGAUCCAACCCCAGUGCAGGCAAAGGUCGACGCUCUUCCCCACUGGAGAAAGGUCACAGGUCCACAUGCAGUGAAUCGGAGCCCGCCAUCCGUGGAGGGCGGCGCGGCGACCGGUCGGCGAGCCAAAUGAGCCACCACAGCCAUGCCGUCUCCAGCCACAGUCACACCAGAUCAGGUCUCAGUCACAGUCAGUCCCACAGGAGCCACACCGUCUCACAGAACAGCCACCCGUCCUUCACCUACAGCCACGCCCCGUUCACGCAGCCAGGGCCAGGCUCCUGUGCCCACAGCGAGCGGAGCCACGCCUCCUCCUACGGCCCCCCGGGUUUGCCUCCUCCUUACUGUCUGGCUCGCCUGGCCCCCAAGACCUCAUUCAGCAGCAGCACGCCGCCUGGAGCCCCUCCUGGGAGAGAGUUAGCCGCCGUUCCUCCAGAGCUCACCGCUAGUCGUCAGUCCUUCCAGCAUGCAAUGGGCAAUCCCUGUGAGUUCUUUGUUGACAUCAUGUGACAGGACAGUGCCUUUAAAACUCAUUGAGCACAAAAUAAUUCUCUGACCCACUCCCUUUCUCUCUCUUUCCUCUCAAUCUUUUGCCUCUGACCAUCUGUUAGUUUCAGAAUGCGGACACUGACAAGCCCUCUACCUAAACCCACCCCCUCCGCUAUCUGUCUGUCCCUCUGAGGUCCACACAAAGGAUUACAGGCAGCAAGGGCACAGCAGAAGGGCGUCCUGUCACAGAUGCAAACACGGGUCCUCUGUGACUGAAAAUCUGCUUUUGUAUUGAUGUGACAUGUACAGUUUGUGAACCGUGAAUGGUAUUCAAUGUGGUGAUUCUUUAAAGUUGCCAUGCAGACGUUUGUUUUUUCCCCCCGGGAGUGUGUACUUGAUGUAGGAUCUUUUCUGUUCUGCAAGACCUUUAAGCUGACUGGGCCUGGAACUCAAUCCCCCAGACCGAUACCUUCAGCCUGCACUUAGGAACUUUUCUUUCUGGGCCUAGAAUCUGGAUAAUGGAUCUAAAGAAUUAAAUCUGUGCAUACUGAUAAAAAAAGAAAAAGAAAAAUUAGCUUGUUGCACCGAACAUGUGGCCCCAAUUCUCUCUAAGCUCUUACCUGCCAAUUCACAGAGAGUGGAUUUCUUCAGUUUCAUAAAAGGAGGCCCUGAAGUCAGCCGAUAGUCUAACUAGGCUGCAUAUUGCAUGAUUGUCUCAACUGCUUUAAAGAAAAGAAAUUUUAUUACUACAUUUUUGUUUAAAGUAUUACCAUGACUGGGAAGGGGAGGGGUUAUCUCUUGCCAAUGUUCUAAAGGAAGAAUCUGUACACUGGAUGAUUAUUUUGUGAUGUUAUUUAUGCGCAUUAAUGGUGUCAUACAUUGGCUGACUGACAGACAAUCAGACAUCACCCUCUUGUGAAUCGGAGGCCGGCGUCCGCUGUCCUCGCCGUGCUUUGUCGAAUGUAUGAUGAUUCCCGUCAGUGAUUAAAACCCUGACACUCCGAACAACAGUUUGCUUCAAACAGUUAAACUAAAGAAAAACGUAAUCUAAUCACAGUCACAGACAGGAUUGCAAACAGUGGGAAAAAAAAAAACAAAAAAAAAAACGGCCUCAGCAGGGUUUGAUGUGAGAGAAAUCACCGUCAUUGUUGUCUCCUUUGUGGCAGAGUGUGAGCUUCGAUAAAAGCCAAAGCCUCGUUGUAUGGUGGAUGUUUAGAAGUUGUUAAUAAUUUGAAUCUCUCCACGAUUAUCGUCAGAUGCUUCUCAUUUUACAACUAAGUGACUUUAAGGGGAAUCCUUAGCCUACAGAUUUUCAUACCCUUGUAAAACAAUGGCAAACCCCUGUUGGAUCUACCUAGAAUACAGAAGGGAAAUAACACACACACACACACACACACACACACACGCAGGUUCACACAGCUAUCCUUGUAAGGACUUGCAUUGACUUACAUUCAAGUGUUGUCCCUAACCAUAACCUUAAUAAGCCUGAAUGCCUAACCCUUACCUUAAUCUAACAACAAUUCAAAUCUUAGCCCUAAAUUUAACCAGAAAUGAGGUUUGGCCUCAUUAGGAUCAGGUUUUGGUCUCCAUGAGGACUACUGGUCCUGACAAGAUCAGUGUUUAUGCCAGAAAAUGUCCUGAAGAGGUAACAAAUACAAAUGCUUAACUCCUCCUUAAUCUAAUGCUGCCUGAACUAUAAAUGGUCUCAAGCUAAUAUUUUGUCCAUACAACUAUCAAGAGGCAUGUCAACAACACACACACACACAUACACAUACACACACAGACUAGUUUUAUGAGCACUUUUCCAUUUUGUCCCUCCCUCCCCUUUAGUAUGAAACACUGUUUGCAAUCAAAGCUCUUUUUUUUCUCUCAAAUUUUUUCUUUACAAAAAAGAAGAAUAAAUUGUACAUAAAAAUUUAUUAUAUAU
Molecule: messenger RNA, 4448 nt
Organism: Solea solea (common sole)
Lineage: Eukaryota; Metazoa; Chordata; Actinopteri; Pleuronectiformes; Soleidae
Gene: dvl1a
Product: dishevelled segment polarity protein 1a
Exons: 15
Coding region: 356-2542 (728 amino acids)
Biological process (GO): canonical Wnt signaling pathway; intracellular signal transduction
Cellular component (GO): cytosol
Molecular function (GO): frizzled binding
Source: RefSeq, a predicted model, not a curated record